AUGGCGGCUGCUCCAAUUGGUUCCUAUAAGGAUGAAAUGCCGGUAGAACUCUCGCCCCUCCCUCCGAGUCAGGGCAUGGAGGCUUUGAAGGACAUAGCUUUUGGAUCGAUUGCGGGCAUUGCUGGCAAAUACAUCGAGUACCCGUUCGAUACGGUGAAGGUGCGACUUCAAUCACAGCCCGAUGUCUCUCCGCCCCGGUACAGUGGUCCCCUGGAUUGCUUUCGGCAGUCCAUCCAGGCUGAGGGGGUGAGGGGUCUUUAUCGCGGUAUCAGCGCCCCGCUCGCCGGUGCUGCGAUCGAGAACAGCAGUCUGUUCUUCAGCUACCGCAUCACACAAGAGUUGUUGCAGUUGACGGUGUACUCUCCAACGGAACCAUUGCCGUUCUCUGGUCUGUUGGUCAGCGGCGCGACAUCUGGCGCGUUCACUUCUCUCCUACUCACUCCCAUAGAGCUGGUCAAAUGCAAGAUGCAAGUUCCGAGCUCCACAGCUGGGAAAAAGCCCGGUCCUCUAAGUAUUAUCGGGUCUGUCUUGCGUAACCAGGGGAUCCUUGGUCUUUGGCGUGGACAGAUGGGUACUCUGAUUCGGGAGACCGGGGGCUCUGCGGCCUGGUUUGGGAGUUACGAAGGAGUGUCUGCUCUCUUCAGGAGGCGUCGUUCAUCAGGGCUGCCGGAAUCCACGAGCACAUCGGAGCCGGCCCCCCUCCCUCUCUACCAGCAGAUGCUAGCUGGGGCAGCUGCCGGAAUCAGUUACAACUUUAUCUUCUAUCCUGCCGAUACCAUCAAAUCCCGGAUGCAGACGGAAGAUCUUUUGCAUACCGGGCGACGGUCUUUCUGGAGCGUUGGUCAGACACUGUGGCAGCAGCAAGGUCUGAAGGGGAUGUAUCGAGGGUGUGGUAUCACCGUGGCACGCUCUGCUCCCAGCUCCGCUUUCAUUUUUUCGAUUUACGAAGGAUUACGAUAUUAUCUUGGAUAG
Molecule: messenger RNA, 972 nt
Organism: Rasamsonia emersonii CBS 393.64
Lineage: Eukaryota; Fungi; Ascomycota; Eurotiomycetes; Eurotiales; Trichocomaceae
Product: Mitochondrial ornithine carrier protein AmcA/Ort1
Exons: 2
Coding region: 1-972 (323 amino acids)
Biological process (GO): mitochondrial L-ornithine transmembrane transport
Molecular function (GO): L-ornithine transmembrane transporter activity
Source: RefSeq, a predicted model, not a curated record